Molecule: messenger RNA, 264 nt
Organism: Protopolystoma xenopodis
Lineage: Eukaryota; Metazoa; Platyhelminthes; Monogenea; Polystomatidea; Polystomatidae
Source: the annotation of a GenBank genome assembly
AUGGCAAAACUGUUGUUUUAUGUUUGUGUUCUUGGUGAAAUUUUUCUCAAAACAUGCUUCUCGUACCGACAAAAGCUCAGCAUGGACUGGUCGGGGCCGCCAGAGGGUGAGUCGCUUUCAACACCACGAGAAAAUCCUACUUUGCUUCCAGUUGACUGGCCCACAAAGAGACAGAUGGAGGAUACCGAGGUUGUUCGAGCAUUCGAGGAUGAUGCUGAUGCUGAUGAUGAUUUGGCUGCCUUUAUACACUCUCUCCCUCGGUAG